Molecule: messenger RNA, 791 nt
Organism: Lactuca sativa (garden lettuce)
Lineage: Eukaryota; Viridiplantae; Streptophyta; Magnoliopsida; Asterales; Asteraceae
Product: thiosulfate sulfurtransferase 18
Molecular function (GO): catalytic activity
Source: RefSeq, a predicted model, not a curated record
CCCACCAGAUAAGAGUCACACUCUACCUUCUUCAUCAAUCAUCAUGCACCUUCUUUUCUAUACCUAACAACAUUUCAAGCUCUAUCUCUGCAACACACCACAAAUCCUCAAAACCUUUCGCUCUCCCUCUUCCUCUCCAUCAUGGACACCAAAUCCAGCUCAGAAUCAGAAGUCGUCACCAUUGAUGUUCUAAAAGCUAAAGAUUUUCUCCGUAACAGCGGCUACCGUUACCUUGACGUCAGGACUGAAGAAGAAUUUAAGAAAGGGCAUGUUGAUUUUGAUGGUGCUCUCAACAUUCCUUACAUGUUUAACACCCCUGAAGGUAGGGUGAAAAAUCCCAAGUUCAUGGAACAAGUGCUACCAGUGUGUAACAAGGAUGAUCAUCUUAUUGUGGGCUGCCAAUCAGGAGUUCGAUCUGUAUAUGCAACAAUUGAUCUUCUUAAUACAGGAUUCAAGCAUUUAUACAACAUGGGAGGUGGAUACCUUGCAUGGGUAGAGAAUGGGCUCCCUGUGGCUGUAGGCCCUAUGGUCCAAACGAAGCCCGAUCAGGUCAUUUCCAGCUCGAAAACCGGAUCGGAACUGGUUCAAAAUAAGCCCGAUCCGGUUCUUUCAGGUCCAACCGGUUAAUGAUGAUUUUGUGUACUUUUGAGGAAACUGAUUCGAGGUCCAAUUAUGCUUAACCUGUUAUACGGUUCAGGGUCCGGUCAAGUUACCAGUUGUUUUUUAUAAAUAUAUAUAUAUCUUAUUGGAACAAAGAAAUUGUUAAAAUAAAUGUAAUUUUUUUAAAAACA